GGAAUAUUUGAUGAGGAGACGACGUGAUCUAUAUCUCUGACAUGAACUCGAAUGUAAAUUUUGUUCGCACAAAGUUACGACGGCAAUCGGGGGGGAAAGAUGCAGAAUAUCGACGAGUUCUUUCGUCAGUCGUACUACAACAAUCUUCGCAUUCUGUUGACCGUUUGCGGCAUAUGGCCCUUUCAAGGGUUAAGGAAACGUUACGCGAUGUACGUCGGGAGUUCAGUGCUUUUUGGAUUCACUAUUAUACUCCAGACGCUAUGUAUGAUUAAGGUUUGGCCAGAUUUUUUCGAGGUAUUCGAUUGCUUGACAAUGUUAUUUUACACUCUAACGUCGACGAUUAAAUUAAUUUACUCAGUAUAUAAAUUACCUAAGAUUAAAAUGCUUCUCGUGAAUAUACGAGAACACUGGUGUUCUCCGAAAUCGAAUGGAGAAGCUAAAAUCUUACGCUCACAUGUACUGUUCGCACGAAAAUUCGGCUACAUUUAUUCAGGUGGUCUAUUCAUCUAUGUUAUAAUUUAUGCGUUUACACCUUUAGUGGUCAAAUUUUAUUACAAGAAGAACACGUUAAAUAAGACGCAGGAUACAGAAGUAAAUUCAGAUCCCCACAUCAGUUACCUGCUUGAUUUACAAAUGCAACAUACACCAUUAUUCAUACAGGGCGCCUCAGCUGAAAUAUGUCUUACAGUUCUUCUUUUCUCAUUCAAUGUCCUAUAUUUAGUGUGCGUUCAGCAUUGUUGUGGUUUGUUUGAAGCUUUAAAAUACCAUUUGGAAAACGGAUUUGAGUUUCGAAAGAAUGAUGACGACAUAAUGACAACAUCUAUGCAGAAUAAAUGUUAUUCAAAUAUCGCCUACGGCGUUCGAAGGCACACAGAGGCAGUGCAAUUUGCUAUGGCCAUAGAAUCAUUGUAUAGACUACCAUUUUUCAUGCAUAUGACAAUUAAUGUGUCAUUAUUAAGUAUCGUAGGAGCUCAGGUGAUAAAUGAUACAGAAAACAUUGGUCGUCUCAUGCCGUACGGCACUUAUCUUAGCGGGCUUGUACUUAACACCUUCUUUGAAAACUGGCAAGGUCAGAAAAUAUUAGACUGCAACGAAAAGGUGUAUAACGCCGCAUAUAAUUUAGAAUGGUAUAAGAUGCCUAUAAUGUCACAAAAGCUUCUGAUAAUGAUUAUGAUGAGAAGUAAAAAACCAGUGACAAUAACUGCGGGAAAAGUUCUUGUUCUGUCCUAUGUGACUUUUAACUCGAAAUUAUCAUAAUCAAAAUGCUUAAAUAUCAAAAUGCUUCCACGAAGUAUUUAUACGUGCGCAAAAUUUUGUCAGUAUAAUUUAAUAACUGCUGACUCGUCAGUAGCUUUCGAGAAAGAAAACGGAACAGGCUCAUCGUGAACAACGCAUACCGCAAUGCUUCGUUUGGAUCGCUCAACUUUACCACUGCCUAUCUUAAAUCAUCUGGAUUGCACAAUAGCAAAAAUGCUUUUAAUGCGUGGUACUUACGUGUACAUAAAAAUUUUAUCAGUAUAAUCCGACAAUUGCUGGCCAGGCCAGCUUUCGAGGAAAAGAACGGAGAG
Monomorium pharaonis (pharaoh ant) is the source of this 1568-nucleotide messenger RNA. RefSeq names its product odorant receptor 67a. Gene Ontology annotation, biological process: sensory perception of smell; detection of chemical stimulus involved in sensory perception of smell. Gene Ontology annotation, cellular component: plasma membrane. Bases 100 to 1257 code for a protein of 385 amino acids. The record is from RefSeq and is a predicted model, not a curated record. Lineage: Eukaryota; Metazoa; Arthropoda; Insecta; Hymenoptera; Formicidae. The transcript has 10 exons. Gene Ontology annotation, molecular function: olfactory receptor activity; odorant binding.